Meira miltonrushii is the source of this 3787-nucleotide messenger RNA. RefSeq lists its product as uncharacterized. Lineage: Eukaryota; Fungi; Basidiomycota; Exobasidiomycetes; Exobasidiales; Brachybasidiaceae. The transcript has a single exon. The record is from RefSeq and is a predicted model, not a curated record. Gene Ontology annotation, molecular function: zinc ion binding; ATP-dependent chromatin remodeler activity; hydrolase activity, acting on acid anhydrides, in phosphorus-containing anhydrides. Bases 57 to 3722 code for a protein of 1221 amino acids.
AAUCAUUCAAACCAUCAUUGCUUGCAAAGGGUGUGUCGAUCGAUCGACAAAGAAAAAUGGUCACCCCAACAGAAGAUGAAGGAGAGGACUUCUUUGCAUCUACACCUCCCGACUCAUCUGCAACAACGACGGCCAAAGCGGAAAGUAGCUCACAACCUUUAACGUCUUUGUUUCGCGGAGAAGAAGAAGAGGAAGAGGAGGAAGAAGAGCAACAAGAUGGAAAGGUCAUGUUUCCCUUUUUCAAAGAUGAAAAGGAAAAAGAAGAUUGGAUAAAAGAGACGAUGCGAUUAGAAGACGAAGAUAGAGAUUUUAUGGAAGCAGAAUACGAAAGGGAACUAGACAGAAAGCCAAAGCAAACAAGGAAGAAAAGGUCAAAUACGCCACCAGCCGAGAGCUCUACAAAGAAGACAAAUUCUCGUUCUCCGCCAGCCAAUUCAGCGGACAAAAGACGAAAAAUCGAAAACCCUACAUCACGAGCACCUGAGAAUAAAUCGAAUCAAUCUAUUCGUCUGCCUACCUCACUAAACGAACAGUCAAGAGACGGAUGGCAUUAUCGAUUCAUCGGUAGUUUUGUCGUUUCUGCAUAUUCGCUAAGCAAAGGUCGAAACUAUGCAAAACAAGGCGACAGGGUGCGGAUAGAAAGGCAAACGCCAAAGGGUGCAAAGCCAUCCGAGAAUGGCAAUGGAAGAACAUCGAAUGGGAUAGGGAAAAAACAAACAACGUUGUCAUUCGGAGGUACAAAACCGAAAAAGGUCAAGGAAGAUUACAUUGUUCGAUUCGUCAAUAUGAAAGGAUUCGAGAUCGGAAGAAUACCGAAAGAAGCAUCACCAUGGAUGUCGAGAGCUAUUGACAAUGAAGCUGCUCGAUUUGAAGGUAUCGUUGUUGAUUGUCCUGAGUCGUUGACUGUUGGCUGUGAUAUCUUGCUGGAGAUACGCGCAUACAUUCUCAAAUCCGCCUUUACCCUUUCGCCGGCCAAUGGACAGACGUCGUUUGGCUCUCGUUCUCGUGAAGAUGUUGCAUCGUCUGCAUGGGGUGCAGAAACUCAAGAGACAGAAGAGGAAAAGAAGAUCAGGGAAAGAAAGUCUUCCCUUUUGAGAUUGUUUAGGGCUUGCACAUUACGUGCAAACAAGACAAGCUCAAUCUUGACAAAGAGUAGAGACGAGGCAGAGAAAGAACCUCUAAGUAGUCCUGUACGGACGACACCCAUCAAUGGCAACUCGCCUGCUCCAGCACAAAACGGCACCAAGCCAAACUCUCGAGAGGGCACACCACCCGAAGUGGACGAUGGGACGGAAAUAACGGAAAAUCAACUUGAUUCGGUGUAUGAUCGGGCACAAAGGAAUGAUAUGAGUCUACCCGAAGUGGAACCCAAUCCAGACUUUGCUCUAACCCUACGAGCAUACCAAAAACAAUCGCUAGGAUGGAUGAUGAAAAUGGAAGAAAAGCCAAAUAGCCGGAUAAACGAAAGGGAAAAUCAAUCAGAGCAAGAUGGAGAAUCUGUAGGUUUGCAUCCGCUAUGGGAAGAGUAUAUCUUCCCAGUCGAUGAUGAAAGGAUGUACCUUCUAGAUUCGGCUUGUUCGAAAUUCUACUUCAAUCCAUACACUGGUCAUCUUAGCCUCAAAUUCCCAUCAGCCGGUCGUGGAGCACGAGGAGGAAUCUUGGCCGAUGAGAUGGGAUUGGGCAAGACGAUUCAAAUGGCAUCACUCAUCCUAAGCAAUCAGCCGUCGCCUGAUGAAGAAUUGUCCGAAGAAGAAGAAAGUGAAACAGAAGAGGAAGAUGCCAAAAAAGGACCUUCUUACCGACAAGUUUCUCUGAAGUCAUCUUUUGCCGCUGCUGCAAAAGGAGAAGGCGGUUUGACAAAAGCUGAUCGGAAAGAAAUGUUCAACAUGACAUCUUCAUCGCGUGGAAGGGUAACACUUGUCGUAGCUCCGAUGUCUCUUGUCGGACAAUGGAGGGAUGAAAUGGAACGUGCAAUUCCAACGAUGAAGACCAUGCUCUAUUAUGGUGAAUCGAAGGGUGAACUCAUUUCUCGCUUGACGGCAGGAACGGUUGAUAUUGUCAUCACUACCUACGGUACCCUCACCUCAGAGUAUGGUCGAUAUAUCAUACCAAACAAGUCCUCCUCAACACUCGAGAUUGCUCCUCUGUAUGCCGUCGAUUGGUUGAGAGUGAUCUUAGAUGAAGCACACCACAUCAAGAACAAAGCAACAAAGAAUUCGCGUGCUUGUCGGGAUCUGACGGCAAGAAGAAGAUGGUGCUUGACAGGAACGCCAAUUGUCAAUCGAUUGACGGAUUUGUUCAGUCUUUUACGUUUUCUACGUGUUCAACCAUGGGGAGACUUUGCAUUCUUUAACACAUUCAUCGCUAAGCCAUUUAUGCAAAAGAAUCCUAAAGCUUUGGAGAUCGUGCAAGUGGUGUUGGAAUCUAUCUUGAUUCGACGUGAAAAGCGAAUGAAAGAUAAAGAUGGCAAACCUAUCGUUGAUCUGCCUCCCAAAACAACCCAUAUGGUUCGAUUACCACUAACGCCAUUGGAAAGACAAAUCUAUGAAAGUGUUUAUGAUCGUGCACAUAUGCAGUAUCAGACAUUGGCAGCCGCAGGUACGAUUGCACGUAACUUCACAUUCAUGUUUUCCGUUUUGAUGCGUUUACGACAGGCUGUUUGUCAUCCUUUGUUGGUGAUUCAAGGCAACAAGAAGGCCAAGAAAACUACAAACGGGGGAGAAUCGGAAGUGAAUGAAUCUGUGCUGGGUCAAAUGGAAGAGAAGCUUAAUGAACUCGUUGCAGCAUUUCAAUCAGGCUCCGAUUCGAACGAAGAGGGCGACAAGAAGAAAGUGUCAGUUCAAGCAUUGGAAGAACUGUUUGGAGCAAACGGAAACGAAGAAGAAGACGAUGAUCAUUCGGAAUGUCCGUUCUGCUUUGAAGAAAAGUCUGAAUUGUUAGUGAUGCCAUGCAAACAUUGGGGAUGUAAGCCAUGCAUCAUUGAACAUAUUCAACGCAGCGAAGAAAAAGGAGAGGAUGAAAUCCCUUGUCCAACUUGUCGUGAAGGACCGGUAACGUUGGGUAAUACGGCAACCGUUGUACGAACGCGUAGGAAUAGGAUCAUGGAAGCCAUUCAAAACAGUCAAGAAGCAGCAAAGAAGGAGGACAGCCUUACCAUACAACCUGCAGUAUACUUUCAAGAUGAUAAGAUUCGAAGCAGUACCAAAUUAGAGGCAUUGGUCGGACAUUUGAAUCAGCUGCGUUACGAUGACCCAACGUUUAAAGGUGUCAUUUUUUCGCAAUUCACUUCCUUCUUGGAUUUAGUCGAGGUUGUCCUGCGCAAGAAUCAUCAUCCAUUUGUGCGUUUGGAUGGAACAGUGUCACAAAAAGAUCGUGAAGCAGUGUUGAACGCCUUUAGCAGUUCACCUAAACGGAUGUUAAUCUUGGUAUCCUUACGUGCAGGAGGAGUUGGUUUGAAUUUGACUGCAGCCAAUCAUGUUUGGCUUCUGGAUUGUUGGUGGAAUGCAAGUACAGAAGAUCAAGCGGUUGAUCGCAUACACAGAUUAGGUCAAACAAGACCUGUUCACGUUCAUCGUUAUUUGAUCGAAAAUUCGAUUGAAGAUCGUAUUUUGGCCAUUCAAGCACGCAAAACAGCACUUGUUGGAGCUGCUUUGGCGGGAUCGGCACGAGGACCUGAUGAAAAAUCAGAAGCAUUACAGAAUCUGGAAUUAUUAUUUUCAUAAAUUGUUAUCAUCAUCAAUUGUACAUCAUUCAUACGUUCAAUGCCACAUUAUUUGUAUAUUUGUCA